AUGAGUGAAAGUGCUACAGAUAAGGGCAAUAAGCCUCUUGGAACAUUGAUAUUUGACGAGAACAAUAACAUUCUCCUUUGCAGUGGGAUAGGGAAGUCCAGAAAACAGGAUAUUAUCCAACUGGCAACUUUACAUGUGGAUGAUGAAGGAUUCGCAAUGGUGGAAGAUAAACAGGCUGGGCUCACAGUAUCACUCUUCAGAGACGAGGAUAUGACUACAGUUGUGUAUACAAAGACCUAA
This is a messenger RNA of Maudiozyma saulgeensis, 240 nucleotides long. The record is from the annotation of a GenBank genome assembly. Lineage: Eukaryota; Fungi; Ascomycota; Saccharomycetes; Saccharomycetales; Saccharomycetaceae.